This is a messenger RNA of Amphibalanus amphitrite, 1642 nucleotides long. RefSeq lists its product as uncharacterized. Bases 122 to 685 code for a protein of 187 amino acids. NCBI's taxonomy places the organism in Eukaryota, Metazoa, Arthropoda, Thecostraca, Balanomorpha, Balanidae. The transcript is spliced from 3 exons. The record is from RefSeq and is a predicted model, not a curated record.
UGGCGGAGCGCGCCGCGAGCCCGCAGUCCGCGGCGCGAAUGGCGCGAGCGAGUGUGGGUCGGUCCGGUACUCUGCCCCACAGCGACCCCCGCCAGCGCGCCCCACGCCCGACACAGCCGAAAUGUCCACCAAAGAGGCCAUGAAGAUCCUGCGCACGUGCCGAGAGAUGCUGGCUCGUUCCAACUCGUCAGAGCACGCCAGCCCGGUGUUGUUCCGCGCCUGUCUGUGCUCGCACGGCUGGCUGGCGGCCUGCACACCAAUCCCGGCUACCAACCAGCGUAUGGUGCACCGCGAGGGGGACGAGGGGGGCACCACGGCCAGUCCGCUGACCGGCGGGCCGCUGGUGCCGCUCAGCGCCGUGCUGGUGCUGCUCUGUGUUGGUGUAGUGGUGCUGGUGUACGCCUACAGACAGCAGGCGAGGCGACGGCGCAGCGAGUCGGUGGACCCGCGAGACAGUGAGGAAGUUGAGGAGGCGUCCCGCCCUUGCCGAGCUCCCCCGCCGGCUCCCCCGGUGGUGGCCCUGCGAGCUCCGCUGCCUGGACGACAUCACUUGCACAGGACGUACGACCCGCCGCCCGCCUACCUCUCUGUGAUCGCCGAGGAGCCCCCCUCGUACGAGACGGCCUGCAGCGACGAGCAGCUCGACAAACUCGGCCACACGACAAUCUGCAACGGUGUCUCAUGAGGGGAGGGGGCCGAGCUGCGGGAGGGGAGGGCUCCGGCCUGCCCGGGGGCGUGGCCCCGCUACGUGCAAUGGUCAAUGUGCAAGAUGCAAGGCAGUGUGUGAGCUUGGUGAGAUGAAGUUAGCUGUAAAUACUGUAGGAGUGAGAGUGAGUGAGAGGGAGACACGGACCUAUGCAUAAAGUGCUCACUCAGUCGUGGUGUGAAGUUCACUCUGCCCGAUUCUCAUGUAAUGACGUCAUGUCGUAAUGACGUCAUAUCGCUAUGACGGUGACGCGAGUUUCAGUGAUAUAUGACACAUCUGAUGACGUCAUAGGAGCAUAUUGCUGACUGAGGGGCGGCUCGCAAUGUCGCCUCCUGCUCAAACCGUCCUGUGCGCGUCCGCUCGCAGAGUUACCGCCGCUGAAUUUCCACGUUCCAGUGAGACAUAGUCUGGGGUAUGUGGCAGCGGAGUCGGCUGGCAAUACUGGAGCGUUUGAGAGAGGGCAUAGUCUGAACUGUAAAAUGCUGCCAACAAGUCAUGAGAUGUGACCUCAGCUUUCGGAUGUGCCGACUUUGCGUGCGAAGUGGACAGUUGUUCCAUUUCGAGACGCAUACAAGUGUUAAAACUGUGACUCCUAGUGCGCAUGCUCGUCAUUUCCACAGGCUGUUGGUUUGUGACUUGUAGAAACUUUGAGAACUUGCGACGUGUAAAAGUGGAUCACCUGAGCUUGCCUAUGAUCCCCGCAUCGGGGGACGCUGUUUGUUCAGCUGUGCAUUCCGCGUGUGUUUGUGUGAUACUUAUGACGCAAUUCCAGAAUGUUUGUUUAUUUGUGACCUGGUCAACUCCGUGAUGUGUUUUGUGCAACUCCCGUAAUGUAGGUAGGUAUAUGCCGGAAUGUGUGCGUUUUAUACUGAACGCAUUGCGCUGUACGAUUGCUCAUGUAAUCAUUGUCCAUUUGCUUCAUAAAACAUAACCGUG